UGUGGUUUGACAUUUUUCUCUAACAGCUUUCAGUAUUAAUUUUAACUCUUCCUUUUUGACCACUUUAUUUGAAAGGGAAGCAAGCCAUGUAUUCGUUGUUCCUGAAAGAGGAACUCAAAGAAGAGAAAUUGUAAGAAAUGGCUGAUUCUCCAGUAAAGAUGUCCCAGGGUGUGUUGACAUUCAGAGAUGUGACUGUGGACUUCUCGAAAGAGGAGUGGGAAUGCCUGGACUCUGCUAAGAGGGCUUUGUGCAUUGAUGUGAUGCUGGAGAAUUACAACAACCUUAUCUUCGUGGAGAAGUAUUGCAAAUAUGAUCCUGUCCAUCACCAUGGGAAGGCUGAAAAGGAGUGUUGUCAGUGUAAUGAGCUUGGCAAAGUGCUUCAUGACCCCUCCACAUGUGCACUUUAUAGAACAAGUGAAAUUACAGAAAAAUCUAGUAACUGCAUUUGCAGUAACCACAGGGAUGCCUCUUUUAACUCAUCAAACCUAGAUAAACAUGAUAGCAUGCACACUGGAGAAGAACCUUGCAAAUCCAAAGACUGUGAGAAUUCAGUAAAUUUGUGUUCUAACAUUACUGAAGAUCAGAGGCUCUACACUGCAAAGAAAGAUCACAGGCCGGGAGAAUAUGAUGACUCUUUCAGCUCUGCAUACAGGAUUUUGCAACAACUAAUCCAUAUUGGAGUGAAACAACACCAUUGUGAGACAUGCGGGAAAUGCUUCAAGACUGCUGCAUACCUCACUGUACAUCAGAGAAUUCAUACUGGAAUUAAACCUUACAAGUGCAAUGUUUGUGAAAAAUCCUUUACCCAGAGUUCAAGCCUUAAAAUUCAUAAAAGAGUUCAUACUGGGGAGAAACCUUACAAGUGCAAAGAAUGUGGAAAGUCAUUUCGUCAGUUGUCAGGAAUUAAUAGCCAUCAGAAAAGGCAUACUGGAGAGAAACCUUACAAAUGCAAGGAAUGUGAUAAAUUUUUUGCCUAUUCUUCCUCUGUCAAGAAACAUCAAAAAAUGCAUAGUGCUGGGAGACAUUAUAUUUGUCAAGAAUGUGGCAAGAUCUUUCUUCUGCUUUCACAUUUUAAAAGCCAUUUCAGACUCCAUAUUGUAGAGAAGCUUUACAAAUGCAAUGAGUGUGAUAGGUCCUUUCCCCGCUAUUCAUCAUUGAUUAGGCAUAGGAAAACUCAUUUUCUAGAGAAGUUUCACAAAUGUAAAGAAUGUGGUAAGUGCUUUCUUAAAUUAUCACAUCUUAAAAGACAUUACAGAAUCCAUACUGGUGAAAAGCCUUAUAAAUGUGAGGUAUGUGGCAAAUCCUUUACCUGCAACUCAACUCUUAGAAGACAUCAGAAAAUCCAUACUGGGGAGAAGCCUUACAAAUGUGAGGUAUGUGACAAAUCCUUUACUUGGAAAUUGUACCUUACAAGACAUCAGAGUGUUCACACUGGAGAGAAACUUUACAGAUGUAAGAAAUGUGACAAGUCUUUUACUAGCCGCUCAUAUCUUAGAGGACAUCAGAAAAUUCAUACUGGAGGGAAACUUCACAAAUGCAAAGAUUGUGACAUAACUUUUACCCAUAUGGCAAAGCUUAGAAAACAUCAGAGAGUUCAUACUGGAGAGAGACCUUAUAGUUGUAAGGAAUGUGACAAGUCCUUUAUUAGUUGCUCACAUCUUAGAAGACAUCAGAGAGUUCAUACUGGUGAGAGACCUUACAGUUGUAAGGAAUGUGGCAAAUCUUUUACUAGGUGUGAUUAUCUUAGAAGACAUCAGAGAGUUCAUACUGGACAGAGACCUUACAGUUGUAGGGAAUGUAACAAAUCUUUCACUAGGUAUGAACAUCUUAAAACACAUCAAAAAAUACAUACUGGAAAGAAAACUUCCAAACUCAAAGACUGACAUAUUCUAUAUUCAUAUUACAAGACUUAGAAGACAUCAGAAAAAUAAUACUAGAGAAAAAAAUACCAUUGUGAACAAUGUGAUAUAGCAUUUAUGUUCUAUUCUCUGCUUACAAAUCACAACUGUGUAUAUAAUAGAAAUAUAAAGAUAAGAAAGUUGUGAAAGCCUUUAAUGAGGUCUAAGUUUUAGAAAAUAUCAGAGUUUACACCAAA
This is a messenger RNA of Phodopus roborovskii (desert hamster), 2095 nucleotides long. RefSeq names its product zinc finger protein 54-like. Gene Ontology annotation, biological process: regulation of DNA-templated transcription. The coding region runs from base 138 to 1883 and encodes 581 amino acids. The transcript has 3 exons. The record is from RefSeq and is a predicted model, not a curated record. NCBI's taxonomy places the organism in Eukaryota, Metazoa, Chordata, Mammalia, Rodentia, Cricetidae.